This is a messenger RNA of Anolis carolinensis (green anole), 1727 nucleotides long. Its product is annotated as vomeronasal type-2 receptor 26-like. Lineage: Eukaryota; Metazoa; Chordata; Lepidosauria; Squamata; Anolidae. The record is from RefSeq and is a predicted model, not a curated record. Gene Ontology annotation, biological process: G protein-coupled receptor signaling pathway. The transcript has a single exon. Bases 268 to 1068 code for a protein of 266 amino acids. Gene Ontology annotation, cellular component: plasma membrane. Gene Ontology annotation, molecular function: G protein-coupled receptor activity.
GUGUGGACUCAGUUAACCCAGUUAAAAGCAGAUAUUGUGGGAUUUUCUGCCUUGAUAUUCUGGGUUAUAUGACUGUGUGGAAGGGCCCUCAAAGCUGUCCGAACCGCAGUUAUUCCAGAAGUCUCUCAAUUUCAAUUAAAAACAAUAAUAAUUCACUUUGCUUAUUAUUUCCUUUAACUAAAGUCAUUGUGCGUUGUCUUUUAGAUUACCUAUGGUUCAUUUGCAUCCAAAGAGAGGGAGGCAAGACACGUUUCUUCCUUCUACCGCAUGGUCCCAAAUGAAUCCCAUCAGUACAUGGGGAUUAUCCAUUUACUUCAUCACUUUGGAUGGACAUGGAUUGGGCUCAUAGUUGUAGACGAUGAAAGUGGAGAUAAAUUUUUGCAGAUCAUGGAGACGUUGUUUUCCCAGAAUGCAAUCUGCUCAGCCUUCACACAAAGAUUGCCAACUCAUGGCCGUCUAACUGAUAAGCAUGAUUACAAAUUUUUGGACACAGUUUUAGAUAGUAAUGCCAGAGUAUUUCUUAUGCACGGUGACGCUAUGAUGAUCAUGUGGAUGAUCACAUUCUAUUAUGCAAUACUUACUGAUGAGAUUGCAGCAUUGUAUCUUGGAAAGCUGUGGAUUAUGACAGCCCAGAUUGAGUUUAUUGUAACAGGGGUUACAAGGCUAUUGGACUUUCAAAUGUUCAGAGAUACUAUAUCAUUUGCAAUUCACACAAAGGAACCACAGGGUUUCCAAAAAUAUCUUCAGAAUAUAAAACCUAACCAUAUAGAAAGAGGAAACUUUCUUAAAGAUUUCUGGGAACAGGUUUUUGACUGUUCAGUUCCAAAUCCUCAGGAGCCAAUGGAGACUGGCAAUAAAUGUACAUGGGAGGAGAAACUAGAGCUGGUUCCUACCUCAGUUUUUGAAAUGAGCAUAUCUGGUCACAGCUACAGCAUCUACAAUGCUGUGUAUGCUGUGGCAUAUGCUCUUCAUGCCAUGGGAUUGUGUAGAAAAAAACUCAGAAUUAGAAGGGUUGAAUGUCAAGGUCUUCAGGCUUGGCAGGUAAUGUUUCCAUCAUACUCAUUUUGACAGAUAUCUAAACAACCUCCCAGUUUUUAAAGGUGUUACAGUGAUGAAGUGGUAGUUAUAAUAGUUGCCUUAGUAUUAUUAUAUGCCCGAGCAUUAGUAAUGCAGCAGUAUUACUACUACUAGUAGUAAUAAUAAUAGUAGGAUCUUCAAUAAGUUCAGCAUUAAUUAGUAAUGCUAAUACCCUCCAUUAAAGAAGAGCAGCUGGUAGUAAAACUAUUUCGAGACUCAUAGAACAAUGGCUUUAGAAGAAUUAUUUGCUCCACAGAAAUAAUAGUGUCAUUAAAUAAAUAAAUAAAGUGACAUUAAUUAAACAAAUAGAUCCAUAUUCAAAACAGGGAAAGGGUAGGGCAUUCUCCUAUGCGCUAUUUUAUUUUGGAGGAGUAAAAAAUUAUCAGUGAAACAAGAAAUGAAAUGAUCCCCUGAGGGGUAAUUGUAUUGUGAGUGGCGAGUUGCCUAUGCAUGUGUAUGUGGAUAUGUUUGAAAUGUGUAUUGUGGGUGUUUUACCAUUUUAAAAUAAAAUUCUAUUAAAUUUUAAAAAAUGAAAUUAUCAAAACACUCUGGGGAAUAAGAGAACCAUAUUUUUGUACCAGCUUUCUUUUUGAAUCCAUACAAGUGAAAUAGAAUGAAAAACUUUUUUUUAAAGAUCCAGAAACCUGCUA